AUGAGCCUCGCACCAGCCAAUGACACCGACUUCAAAGUCGAAGACGUCCAGCUCGACGGCAAGCUCGACGUCAAGCUCGACGUCAACGCCGCCGAGGCGGCCAAUGCCGCGCUCGAGCGGCGCAAGGUCGUCGAGAAGAGCCUCAAGCGCAAGCUCGACGCCAGGUGUUCGAUCUUCGUGCUAAUCUAUAUCAUGAACUACCUUGACCGUAACAACAUCGCGGCUGCGCGACUCAAGGGCCUGCAGGCCGACUUGAAGCUCAGCGACACGCAGUACGCGACGUGCUUGUCCGUUCUGUACGCCGGUUACAUCCUCAUGCAGGUGCCGUCUAACAUGAUUGUCAACCGCAUGAGCCGUCCCUCAAUCUACAUUUCGUGUGCGAUGAUCCUCUGGGGCCUCAUCUCGGUCCUCUCCGGCGUCGUGACAAACUUUGCAGGCAUGGUCGCGUGCCGUUUCUUCAUUGGCUUUGUGGAAGCCGCGUUUCUGCCCGGCGCGCUGCUGCUUCUCUCAAAGUGGUAUACCCGUCGCGAGCUCACGCUGCGCAACGCCAUCCUCUUCGGCGGCAACCUGAUCUCAAACGCAUUCUCGGGCCUCCUAGCCGCUGGCAUCUUGUCCAACCUGGACGGCGUGUUGGGCCACGCGGCGUGGUCAUGGCUCUUCUUCAUCGAAGGCGGAAUAACCAUCUUCAUCGCCAUCAUCGGCGCUAUUUUGCUGCCUGAUCUCCCCACCAACACCAGAUGGUUCACGGAGGAGGAGCUGCAAGUCGCCCAGCUGCGCAUGGCCGAGGACGUUGGAGAGGCCGACGAGGACUCAUCCGAGCUGGGCGUGUUCGACGGGUUCCUCAUGGCCGUGAAGGACUUCAAGGUCUAUGUCUUUGUCAUCACACUUAUCGCGUGGACCAUUGGGCUCUCGUUCAACGCCUUCUUCCCAACGCUCACUGCCACUCUUGGAUUCGGUGUGGUCCCUACGCUCCUCCUCAGCGCCCCUCCUUGGGCGUUUGCGGUCAUUGUCUCCAUGAUCAACGCUUGGCACUCGGACAGGACGCAGGAGAAAUUCUGGCACAUUGUCAUCCCGAUUUGCUUUGGCAUCGUGGGAUUCGUCAUCUGUAUGAGCACGAACAACACUGCGGGGCGUUACAUAGGGUUAUUCCUCCAAACUGGCUCGUAUGCGGGUUACAUUGUGGUUUGGUCGUGGGUCGCUUCUUCGUUUCCCCGUCCGCCGGCCAAACGCGCCGUCGUCCUGGCAAUGGUCACGUCGCUGUCCAACCUCGGCAGCGUGGCAGGCUCGUACGUGUGGAACCACAAGGCGAACGGCUUCCGCGGGUCUUACGGCAUCGUGACCGCCAUGUUCUUGUUCACCAUCGCGGGCUGCUGCGUCAUCAGGACGAUCCUGGUCCGCCUCAACAAGCGGCUUGAGGCGGGAGAGAGUGCCUGGGAAUCGAGGGGCGACGUGCUUGAUCGUACACGCCGGAUGGAGGCCCUCGACGGCGCCGAUGAGGCCGUGGCCAUGAAGGCAGGGUUCAGGUAUCUCAUCUAG
This is a messenger RNA of Vanrija pseudolonga, 1536 nucleotides long. RefSeq names its product putative transporter. Gene Ontology annotation, cellular component: membrane. NCBI's taxonomy places the organism in Eukaryota, Fungi, Basidiomycota, Tremellomycetes, Trichosporonales, Trichosporonaceae. Gene Ontology annotation, molecular function: transmembrane transporter activity. The record is from RefSeq and is a predicted model, not a curated record. Gene Ontology annotation, biological process: transmembrane transport. Bases 1 to 1536 code for a protein of 511 amino acids. The transcript is spliced from 6 exons.